GUUUCCGUCAGGAUGAUCUACUGCAGGACACUGACUUCCGCUUGGGUCAGAACGCUGUGCGCUAAGCGUGUAUUUAUCUACCCAUUAAUUUUUCCAGAUGUUCCUGUGAUGCAAAUGACCCCCGACCCUUUGGUGUUCCCAACAUGUCCACGCCGUUGACACCAGCCCCCCACCGGCAGCCUUCUUGGCAUUUUGGCCAGGUGGUCAUUGGCCCCCCGGGGUCUGGGAAGACCACCUACUGCCAGGCUAUGCAGGAGUUUCUGGAGAAGCUGGGCCGCAAAGUGGUGGUGGUGAACUUGGACCCGGCCAACGAGGGACUGCCAUGUGCCUGUGCCGUGGAUGUUGCCGAGUUGGUGACCCUGGACGAUGUGAUGGAGGGUCUGAAGCUGGGGCCCAAUGGAGGCCUCCUCUACUGCAUGGAAUACCUCGAGACCAACCUGGACUGGCUAGAGGAGAAGCUGCGCCCACAUUGCAACUGCUACUUCCUCUUUGACUGCCCGGGGCAGGUGGAGCUCUACACGCACCAGAGUUCUGUCAAAAACAUCUUUGCCAAGCUGGUGAAAUGGAACUUCAGGCUGACCGCUGUGCACCUGGUUGACUCCCACUACUGCACCGACCCGGCCAAGUUCAUCUCGGUGCUCUGCACGUCCCUCUCCACCAUGCUGCACGUUGAGCUGCCACACAUCAACGUUCUCUCCAAGGUGGACCUCAUCGAGCAGUAUGGCAAGCUGGCCUUCAACCUAGACUUUUACACGGAAGUGCUGGACCUGUCGUACCUCCUGGAGCACCUGGCAGCAGACCCCUUCUUCAAGAAAUUCCUGCGGCUGAAUGAGAAGCUGGCCGAGGUGAUCCAGGACUACAGCUUGGUGUCUUUCUUACCGCUCAAUGUGCAGGACAAGAACAGCAUGAUGCAGGUGAUGAAGGCCGUGGACAAGGCCAAUGGCUACUGCUUCGGAGACCUUGAGGAGAGAAAUCUGCAGGCUUUAAUGUCUACAGUCGUGGGCCCCGACUUCCACUUUGACAUCACUCUGGGAGUCCAGGAAAAGUAUGCCCCAGGCAGCAAGACCUUUGAGGAGGAGGUUAUGGACCUGUAGAUAACGAUACAGGAAGCAGCUGAGCGCUGAUUUCAUCUUGGGCUUCUUAUGCGGUGAAAAGGAGGAGAUCUGAGUACACGAGGGAGGGUCGGCUGAUGGCGGAGUGGAAAAGGACAGGAACGCAGCUGUCCCCUCGCCAGGCGGUCUCAAUAUUUGCAUCAACUUAAGGAUGAGUGAGCUGUACUUGCAGGAGCUUUUUCAUGAUCUGUAGGAAAAAAGCCAAGCAAGUGUCACUCAGCGGAGUGUAACCCCUCUGCAUUCCUUCAAGGGCCAGUAAGUCUUGUCGUGCAGAGGAGUAUCAUCUGAUGCUACCAUUUCUUUCUGAGCAGAGCAUUGCACUGUCACAUGAACAGUGUGCUUUAGGUGUAGAGGCAUGUGGUGUUUCUACAUUUUCACAAUUUAAAACUUUUUUUAAAGAAUUCCCAAUAGAUAUUUAUUUACAUAAAACAUGUCGUUAGUCGCAGUGAAAUUUAAACAGCUCAGUGAUGCAGGCAAACGCCAUACUGCCUGAAUGCAGAGCUUUGAAUCAAGGCAGACAUAAAACUCCAUUGAUGGGGUUGUGUUAAAUAAAAUAAUAAAGUGUGUAA
This is a messenger RNA of Scleropages formosus (Asian bonytongue), 1681 nucleotides long. RefSeq names its product GPN-loop GTPase 2 (gene gpn2). Gene Ontology annotation, molecular function: GTPase activity. The record is from RefSeq and is a predicted model, not a curated record. NCBI's taxonomy places the organism in Eukaryota, Metazoa, Chordata, Actinopteri, Osteoglossiformes, Osteoglossidae. The transcript is spliced from 6 exons. The coding region runs from base 144 to 1094 and encodes 316 amino acids. Gene Ontology annotation, cellular component: cytoplasm.